AUGCUGUACCUUGUUGGACUCGGUCUCUCGGACGAGACGGACAUUACCGUCAAGGGCCUCGAGGUGGUCAAGAAGGCCUCUCGAGUCUACCUUGAGGCUUACACCAGCAUUCUGCUCGUGGACCAGUCCGUCCUGGAAAACUACUAUGGCCGGCCCAUAAUCGUUGCCGACCGCGAGAUGGUCGAGUCAAAUAGCGACGAGAUCCUCAGGGACGCGCAGACCGAGGACGUUGCCUUUUGCGUUGUCGGAGACCCCUUUGGAGCGACUACGCAUACCGAUCUCGUCAUCCGAGCCCGCGAGCUCAAGAUCCCUGUGCGAACCGUCCCCAACGCCUCCAUCAUGUCCGGCAUUGGAGCCUGCGGCCUCCAGCUCUACAACUUCGGCCAGACCGUCUCCAUGGUCUUCUUCACCGAAACAUGGAAGCCAUCUUCCUUCUACGACCGUAUCAAAGAAAACCGCAGCAUUGGGCUGCACACCUUGGUCCUCGUCGACAUCAAGGUCAAGGAGCAGAGCCUGGAGAACAUGGCCAGGGGCCGACUGGUUUACGAGCCUCCCCGAUACAUGACCGUCGGGCAGUGCGCGCAGCAGAUGCUCGAGAUCGAAGAGGAGCGCAAAGAGGGCGUCUACACCAAGGACAGCUUGGCCAUUGGCGCCGCUCGUGUUGGCGGCAAGACGGAGAAGUUUGUCGCGGGGACGUUGGAGGAGCUGUGCUCUGCUGAUGAGGAGCUGGGACCGCCCUUGCACAGCCUUGUCCUGCUGGGCAGGAGAGCUCAUGAUUUAGAGCGCGACUACGUGCGCGAGUUUGCCGUUGAUAAGGAGAAGUGGGACAGAAUAUGGAAGGAGGAGUACGGACAUCAGUGA
Molecule: messenger RNA, 861 nt
Organism: Trichoderma reesei QM6a
Lineage: Eukaryota; Fungi; Ascomycota; Sordariomycetes; Hypocreales; Hypocreaceae
Exons: 3
Coding region: 1-861 (286 amino acids)
Biological process (GO): protein histidyl modification to diphthamide
Molecular function (GO): diphthine synthase activity
Source: RefSeq, a predicted model, not a curated record